Messenger RNA from Chilo suppressalis (striped riceborer), 558 nucleotides. The record is from the annotation of a GenBank genome assembly. Lineage: Eukaryota; Metazoa; Arthropoda; Insecta; Lepidoptera; Crambidae.
AUGGACAGCGGUAGGAGUGCCAGAGCGGGAACGGGAACGGGAACGGGAACGGGAACGGGAACGGGAACGGGAACGGGAACGGGAACGGGAACGGGAACGGGAACGGGAACGGGAACGGGAACGGGAACGGGAACGGGAACGGGAACGGGAACGGGAACGGGAACGGGAACGGGAACGGGAACGGGAACGGGAACGGGAAAGGGAACGGGAACGGGAACGGGAACGGGAACGGGAACGGGAACGGGAACGGGAACGGGAACGGGAACGGGAACGGGAACGGGAACGGGAACGGUAACGGGAACGGGAACGGGAACGGGAACGGGAACGGGAACGGGAACGGGAACGGGAACGGGAACGGGAACGGGAACGGGAACGGGAACGGGAACGGGAACGGGAACGGGAACGGGAACGGGAACGGGAACGGGAACGGGAACGGGAACGGGAACGGGAACGGGAACGGGAACGGGAACGGGAACGGGAACGGGAACGGGAACGGGAACGGGAACGGGCGCGGUGUAUUUAUACUGUUCUAAAACUACGCGCUUCCUACUAGGAUGA